Molecule: messenger RNA, 981 nt
Organism: Dentiscutata erythropus
Lineage: Eukaryota; Fungi; Glomeromycota; Glomeromycetes; Diversisporales; Gigasporaceae
Source: the annotation of a GenBank genome assembly
AUGCCAGGAUUUAAUUUAGAUGAAUAUCAGGAGGAGGUCGAAGAUAAUAGUAGAAAUGAUAAUGGAGAUGAUUAUGAAGAUAAUAAUAGAGAUAAUAAUGGGGAUAAUGGUGGAGAUGAUAGGGGAAAACCAGGACUUUGUUGCAUGAAUAGUGAAGUUGUAUUAGCACCACUUCAAGCACCACUACCAGAAAUUCUUUAUUUGCUUAUAGAAAAAGAUCCAAUAUCUAAAGUACCAUUUGUUGACAAAAUAAGAGCAUAUAAUCAAGCAUUUGCUUUUAUAUCAAUUGCUACUAAUUUAGAUUUGGAUGGUGAUUAUCAUCAUCAAAUUAACUCAGCUUUGGUAAAACAAGAGGAAAUACCAAAAUUUUCCCAAAUAUAUUUUCAUAAUUCUUCAGAUAUUGAAGCACAAAUUGAUAGAAAACAUGAUGUAAUGAAGCAAUUAUUAAACAGGGAUAUGAUAAAUAUUAUCCAAAAUCAUGGCAAAGAUAUGAGACAAUAUAAUGCACUAUCGGCUAAAGAAGUAGCUGCAAUUUGUUUUUCUGAUGAAACUAUUCAUGUAAGAGAUAUUCUUAUUGUAAGACAUGAUGAUAAAUUAGAAAGAAUAUCUGAAUUACAUGGUGAAUAUGAUCCUUUAGCAUAUCCUAUGCUAUUCCUACGUGAGAAUAUGAUUAUUUCUCAAAACUCUAAAGCCUCUAAAACUUCUGAAGCUGAAGCUGGAGCAAGUGAUAUCUCUAAUAUUAACUUUGAUACUUUAUUAGAAAGAGAAUUACAAAGUGAAACAGGAUUAACAAGUGUUUUGGAAUCUGCAACUAUUAGAAGUUCAUCAAGUAUGGUGAGUCUUGAUGAUGAAAAUAUUGAUGCAGAUAAUAAAGAAUAUUUAGAAAGUAGAUCUUCUGUAAAAAAGGGAAAAAAAAGAGCUAGAGAAGAAACAGAAGAAGUUCAAGCUCAAGCAGAAGAUGAUAAUGAUCUUUAUAAUCCU